Molecule: messenger RNA, 1756 nt
Organism: Momordica charantia (bitter melon)
Lineage: Eukaryota; Viridiplantae; Streptophyta; Magnoliopsida; Cucurbitales; Cucurbitaceae
Product: N-terminal nucleophile aminohydrolases (Ntn hydrolases) superfamily protein
Biological process (GO): protein maturation
Cellular component (GO): cytoplasm
Molecular function (GO): threonine-type endopeptidase activity
Source: RefSeq, a predicted model, not a curated record
ACAAGCGAGGAAUGGAAUAUUCAUUGCUUCAGAAGCGUGCAGUGCCGGUGUUUGACUCGCCGAUUCCAACUACGGCCGCCCGUACUGCCGGGAUUCGUUCUCCCGCCCUUCACACUUCCGUCGUGAGAGAUGGCCGGCGAAGCACAAGAUCAAGGCCAUAGAUUCUUCGUUGCAGUUCACGUUGGCGCCGGAUUUCACGCACCUUCCAAUGAGAAAGCCCUCAGGUCGGCCAUGAAACGCGCUUGUUUGGCUGCCGCUGUAGUUCUCCGACAGGGCUCAGGCGGAUGUUUAGACGCUGUUUCCGCUGCUAUACAAGUUUUAGAGGACGAUCCAGUGACAAAUGCUGGACGAGGCUCCAAUUUGACCGAAGAUGGCCAUGUAGAAUGCGAUGCUAGUAUUAUGGAUGGUGAUACGGGUGCUUUUGGAGCUGUUGGAGCAGUGCCAGGUGUUCAAAAUGCUAUCCAAAUUGCUGCUUUACUGGCAAAGGAACAAAUGUUGGGAUCGUCUCUGCUGGGCCUUAUACCUCCGAUCUUCCUAGUUGGUGAGGGUGCUCGGACAUGGGCAAAGUCCAAAGGCAUUUGUUUGCCAGAAACUACUGCAGAGGCUGAUGAGUGGUUGGUGACAGAAAGGGCAAAAGUUCAAUGGAAAAGAUACAAGUCAAUGAUUGAACGUGCAAAAGAAGAGAAAAAAAUUUCUAAUGUAACGCAUUCUUGUAGUCCUCAAGACAAUGCUAGAAUAUCAGAAGUCCAAUCACACAAUCCACUGGAAGGCACCACAUGCCAGUCAUCAACGUUAACUGAUGCAGAAAAGGAUUGUACUAUGGACACUGUUGGUGUUAUAUGUGUUGACAAUGAAGGACAUGUCGCAUCUGGGGCCUCGAGCGGUGGCAUUGCAAUGAAGGUCAGUGGACGUGUGGGAUUAGCAGCAAUGUAUGGUUCAGGCUGUUGGGCUUCCUCAAAAGGUCCAUUUGGGGCUCCCUUCAUGGUUGGAGGCUGUGUUUCUGGUGGAGGAGAGUAUCUCAUGAAAGGAUUUGCAGCUAGGGAAUGCUGUGUAUCAUUAUCACUAUCACAGGCUGGUCCAGCCUCUGCUUGCAUGAAAGUUCUACGCAAUUUUGUUCAGGAAAGCAGUCGAUUUAAUACUGAUAAAAGUGCUGGGAUUUUACUUGUCCAGGCUGACAUUCAUAAAUCGGCCCCAGGAAAUCCACAGAAGUUGAAAGCUGUGGAGAUUGCUGCUGCUUACUCUUCCCUUUCGUUUGGAGUGGGAUACUUCGCGAGCUCUAUGGAACGACCCAAGGUGUCCAUUUUGCGAAGUACAAAACAAAACGAUAAGAUGGGAAUCGAUCAUUUUGAAGCACGUAUCGAUCUUUCAGACAAUGGGAAGCUCUAAUUGCAUUCAAGUAUUUUACUAUUCUAUUUCAAGAUUGAGAUGCAGGAAUCGUGCACUCUCCAUCUUCGUCACGGUCCUAUUCCACACAGAAAAAUGGUCACAGAUGUAGAACUUCCAUUCUGUUUUGUUAAUUCAAGUACAAUCUGAAGAUGCAGAUAAACGGCAUUGAUCGUUCAGAUCAGAUGCAAUUCCCACGGUACGUAGCUGCUAUAUGAUGUCUUAACUCAUGUUCUCCCCAAAUUUAAGGUUAUUAUUUAGUUGUAGCCAUUGAGCAUCUUCUGAAGCAUGAAUUUCUCCUGUGAACCAACUCGCUGGUGAUUUUCUUAAGCUGUGUAUAACGGCUGAAUAUAUCGAGCAUUUAUUUAUUAUC